Messenger RNA from Ostertagia ostertagi, 582 nucleotides. Lineage: Eukaryota; Metazoa; Nematoda; Chromadorea; Rhabditida; Trichostrongylidae. The record is from the annotation of a GenBank genome assembly.
AAGCCACUCUUCACGUGUAAUGCCAACACAUUACCUGAUUUACUUCAACAGCACUCAUUCGCAGUUGGACGGCACUUGGCCUUAUUACUGCUGUUUAACCUUCGUCGAACUGAUAGGUAUAGCAGUGAGUGUCAUGCUUCUACCAGCAUUGUGGCUGAGAGGCUCUGCGCAUGUUACUAUUUGAUGGAUUAUGAGAGAAAAAAGCGUGGACACAUUUCUAUGCUCAUAUUGAUGACUAUCACUGCCACAGGAGUAAUGCUGUCUGUAGAAUACCAUCACGUGUCGUCGACUCUCGGGCUCCAUAUCAGCAUGUUAGUGAUCAACAUGGCUGCAUCAUUAGUGAACCUCAUGAUUGAAAAGUACAACUAUCGAAAGCUUCGAGAGUGCACGAAUUUGAAUAAGUCCCAUCGAGAAUACUCUCUAGCGGAACGAUUUCAAGUCUCUGAAAACCUCCGCACAUGCUUGAUGAUGAAGAAUGUGGUGAAUUGUGUGUCGAUAUUCAACUUGCUGAGUACCGUAACCGCUGGCAUGGACAACUUCGACCUGUCGAUCACUUGGCUAAACGUCGCCGCCACUGUCUUU